AUGGCGGAUUCAGCCAAGCCCAAGGCUGUUGCCAGACUCCAGUCUGACACAGAGUCGAGCCGCGGGCCUUCGCCUCAGCCUACGCAUGUCAGCGUGCCUUUGGCUCAUAAUUACACCAAUGGCCAUCGAAUUCUGCGCUCUGCGACUGUGGGCUACAUUGCCCCCGAAUUUCAGGGCAAGGUUGAGCAGAUGAAAGCCGUCAGGGAAAUCAUCCAACAGUCGUCGUGGAUUCCCGAAUCCCUCAUUGACGAGCAAAUUCAUUGGUUCUACCAGAAGCUCGGCAUUGAUGAUGUCUACUUCCAGAUCGAGACGCCUCAGGUCAUUGCCAACCAGAUCACGUCUCUGUACGCUGCCAAGGUGGCUGCCUCUGUCCGCGAGGACAAGCACGAGGAGAUUCGCCUGGACAUGGAGGCCAAUGACCACGCCAUCUACAUUGACACCAGUGAACCCGGAAAGGCUCGUCUUGGCGGUCCCCGGUAUGAGCAGCGCCUCGAGGCCAAGUACCUUGACCACCAGGGCAAAAGCAAGUACCGUGUCGAAACCUUCCGUUCGCCUGCCGUCAUCGGAAACAGCCCUUCCUCGAAAGCGACCCUCCGCUGCUACUUUGUGUACCAGUGCAUCUUCAAGCAGAAGCCCGAAGAGACCGAUCCCAAGGAGACCCGUCUCGAGGUCAUCGCUGAUCAUGGUUUCUGGCAGAAGGCCACCCAAAACACCAAGCAGAUCUACCAGGAGAUCAUCGAGCUUGCUGUGAACAGGGCCGGCCCCGUCAUCGAGGUCUUUGACAUCGAGGGCAUGGCUGAGAAGCGUCUCGUCGUCGCGUUCCAGUCCCGUACCGCCCGUGGCAUGUUCUCUGCUCUGAGUGACCUGUACCACCACUACGGCGUCACCAGCUCUCGAAAAUACGUCGAGCAGUUCGCCAACGGUAUCACGGUGAUGAGUGUCUACCUGCGCCCGGCCAUGAGCCUGGAGGGCAACUUCCCGCCUCUGGACGAAUCCAUCCACCAGAUCACCAAGGAAAUCUCCCUCUUGUACUGCAUUCCGCAGAACAAGUUCAACAACCUUUUCCUCACCGGCGACCUGAGCAUUCAGGAGACUGUCUACGCUCACGCGUCGUGGGUCUUUGUGCAGCAUUUCUUGAACCGUCUUGGACCCGAGUACGCUUCGCUAGAGGACAUGCUUGACACCAAGGACAACCCUUCGGCGGCCCUGCUACUGUCAAAACUGAAGCGCCGUCUCCGUACCGAGACCUUCACCCCCGACUACAUCCUCGAAAUCAUCCAGACCUACCCAGCGCUCGUGCGUUCAUUGUACGCGUCCUUUGCAUCCGCUCAUUUGAGUGUCGGCCCAGGCUUUGACGAGCACUACAUCGCCCCGGCUCCUGUCACUGAGGUGCUGUCAGACAGCAAGCUGCAGGAAAAGAUCUCCAAGACCGUGGCCAACGAGCACGACGAGAUGGUCAUGACCGCAUUCCGCGUCUUCAACAAGGCAAUCCUCAAGACCAACUGGUUCACCCCCACAAAGGUCGCUCUGAGCUUCCGACUUGACCCUUCAUUCCUGCCUGCUGCAGAGUACCCCAAGCCGCUGUACGGCAUGUUCCUCGUCAUGGGCGCCGAGUUCCGUGGCUUCCACUUGCGAUUCCGGGACAUCUCCCGUGGCGGUAUUCGUAUCGUCAAGUCGAGGAGCAAGGAGGCGUACGGCAUCAACGCUCGUAAUCUGUUCGACGAGAACUACGGCUUGGCCAACACACAGCAGCGCAAGAACAAGGACAUUCCUGAGGGUGGCUCGAAGGGUGUCAUCUUGCUCGAUCCCAAGCAGCAAGACAAGCAGCGUGAGGCAUUCGAGAAGUACAUUGACAGCAUUCUCGACCUGCUACUCCCUGCUCAGACCCCUGGUAUCAAGAAUCCAAUCGUCGAUCUGUACGGCAAGGAGGAGAUCCUCUUCAUGGGUCCGGAUGAGAACACUGCCGAUCUCGUCAACUGGGCUACCGAGCACGCCCGUGCCCGCGGCGCCCCCUGGUGGAAGUCUUUCUUCACCGGCAAGUCGCCCAAGCUCGGUGGUAUCCCUCACGACAAGUAUGGCAUGACGACCCUGUCUGUGCGUGAGUACGUCAAGGGAAUCUACCGCAAGCUGGACCUGGAUCAAUCCCAGGUGCGCAAGAUGCAGACCGGUGGGCCUGAUGGUGAUUUGGGCAGCAACGAGAUCCUUCUGGGCGAGGAGAAAUGGACCUCCAUCGUCGAUGGCUCGGGUGUGCUGGCCGAUCCCAAUGGUCUCGACAAGGCAGAGUUGGUUCGUCUUGCCAAGGCUCGCUUGAUGAUCUCCAACUACGACCUGAGCAAGUUGUCUAAAGACGGAUACCGUGUGCUUUGCGAGGACAACAACAUCACCCUGCCAUCAGGCGAGAACGUUCCCAAUGGCACCACCUUCCGCAACACCUACCACCUGCGGGACAAUGGCAUGACUGAUGCCUUUGUUCCCUGUGGCGGUCGCCCCGAGUCGAUCGACCUCAUCUCCGUCAGCAAGCUCAUCAAGGAUGGCAAGUCAGUCAUUCCUUACAUUGUGGAGGGCGCGAACCUGUUCAUCACCCAGGACGCUAAGCUGCGUCUGGAGGCUGCAGGCUGCGUUCUGUACAAAGAUGCUUCGGCCAACAAGGGUGGUGUGACCUCGUCAUCACUCGAAGUCCUGGCCUCCCUGUCCUUCAACGAUGAGGACUUCAUCACCAACAUGUGUUGCGACCCCAAGACUGGCGAGCCACCGCAGUUCUACAAUGAGUACGUCAAGCAGGUGCAGGCCAAGAUCCAGGAAAAUGCCCGUCUCGAGUUUGAGGCCAUCUGGCGAGAGCACGAGAAGACUGGCAUCGCACGCUCGAUCCUCUCGGAUCAGCUGUCAUGGGCCAUUACCGAUCUGGACGAGGACCUGCAGCGCUCCGACUUGUGGACCAACGAGACCAUCCGACAUGGUGUGCUACGUGAUGCCCUGCCUCCCCUGUUGCUGAACCGCAUCGGCAUGGACAAGAUUGUCGAGCGUGUGCCGGAGAGCUACCUGCGUGCCAUCUUUGGCUCCUACCUGGCGAGCCGAUUCGUGUACGAGUUCGGCAGCCAGCCCUCACAGUUCGCCUUCUACGACUUGUAA
Messenger RNA from Emericellopsis atlantica, 3129 nucleotides. Its product is annotated as glutamate dehydrogenase. Lineage: Eukaryota; Fungi; Ascomycota; Sordariomycetes; Hypocreales; Bionectriaceae. Gene Ontology annotation, cellular component: mitochondrion. The transcript has 2 exons. Bases 1 to 3129 code for a protein of 1042 amino acids. Gene Ontology annotation, molecular function: L-glutamate dehydrogenase (NAD+) activity. The record is from RefSeq and is a predicted model, not a curated record.